AACGCUAGAAGAGUGGAGGAAGGCAUGGGAGGCCAGCCCUAAAUGGGGACGCUACGUGAUGGCAAAUAGAAUACUGCCAUCACUGAAGCUGACACCCCACCUCAUAGACCUUGCAGCGAAAAGAGAGAUAUUCGGCCGAGUGCCUCAGUGCAGAACAGGCCACGAAUACAUAGGCGAGUACUACUCACAAUUCGUGCCAAGUAAGAACAUUGACUGCCCUUGUGGAGAGUUGUUUCACACACGGGAGCACAUCCUGCGUGAAUGCCCCCUCUACGAAGAGCAACGGGGGAUCCUCCUGAAUGUGUCAAGGACUGUAUACCUACCAGACAUCCUUGGCACCAAGGAAGGGAUCACAGCACUGAGCGAGUUCAUGGAGAACACGGGAGCAUUCACCCAGACAGGACAACUACAAAACGAGAGGCUCGCCCCAGAGCCAGAAGAGGAGGAGAGUGGUGGGAAGAAGACGAGGGCGACACGGAAGACGAGCAUGGAUAACUGCCACGCGCCCACCACACCAUAGACCAUGUCCAACACAGCCAGCCCCCAAGACACGCUCGCAAAACGCCCCAGGCUUUAGCCAACCACAGAAUCAAACGAACCAAUUAGCCCACCACGAGGGCACAAAAUACCAUACAUGUCCGUUACUCUAGUCCACAUUACACGCCAAAACACCUGGGGAACUCAGAAAGAAGAGCGGAGGGACUGGAACAAGAGGGAAAGAGGAUCCUGAGGCCCUGUACCUCCACCGCGUCUUAGUAGUUAGCUUACUUGUUGCGGUUAAUCAA
This is a messenger RNA of Guyanagaster necrorhizus, 785 nucleotides long. RefSeq lists its product as uncharacterized. NCBI's taxonomy places the organism in Eukaryota, Fungi, Basidiomycota, Agaricomycetes, Agaricales, Physalacriaceae. The annotation marks the transcript as partial. The transcript has 2 exons. The record is from RefSeq and is a predicted model, not a curated record.